AGCUCUCUCUCGUCUACAUCUCUCUCUCUUAUUAAGCUUUCUCUCUCUUCAACCUCUCUCACUCCUCAAGCUUUCUCUCAUCAAUUUUUCUCUCUCUUCUACCUUUCUCACUCCUCAGGCUCUCUCUCUCAUCAAGCUUUCUCUCUCAUCUACCUCUCUCUCUCCUCAAGAUCUCUCUCAGACCUCUCCCUCUCUCAUCAAGCUCUAUCUCUCCUCAAGUGUUCUCUCUCAUCAAGCUCUCACUCUCUCCUCAACGUCCCUUACUUCUCUCUCUUCAAGUGUUUUCUUUUAUAUGAAAUUGUCGAUUGCAACAAAAGGGAAAAAUCAAAUGGUAAAAUCGGUUAACACGUGGGGUGUGUUUUGGUUGAGGCCAAUCACGGCUUGAUGCCAAUACUUUUUCAUUGGGGGAAGGGUAUCUUUUGUAGUAACUAAAGGCAUUCAUGUACUUUUUGGGAAAGGCCGAAAACAAAACAGUAAAAGGGAUCACGGAGGCUUGUGAGAGAGAGCACCAUGCGAUACUGAGGGAGAUCUCAGUGGGGGCUUACUGGAACAGUAGAGGACUGAAGGAAAGUGGUUGACCGUCGGUUUCUGUGAGUAAAACCGAGUGCUCCCAGCUCCCGUCGGUGUGUUCUGUGGUGGUUUCUGGCGAGGAAGGAGAAGAAUAGGAUUGGAAAUGAGCUCUGAGGCAUUGCAGGCUGCAAAGGUGUAUCGGCAACUUCUCAAGGCUGUAAAGAAGCACAUUGCACAGGAAGACAGCAAGAGGCACUUCAAGGAAUAUGUAACUGAGGAGUUCCGCAAGAAUUGUGCACUAUCGGACUUCUCGUCUAUUCGGCAGAAAAUCAAGCUUGCCAGUGACUACACCUUUCUACUUAAUAGUGUCCACCAUCACAAGGACCUACUGUUCUCAUACAACAUUGCUGUGGAUAGAUCGGAUGAAAUGAAGAGAAUACUUGGGAAAUCUGCUGCAAGCGUGGGUCUUCAGCUUCCAGAGGUUUAUCAGCCUUGAUUCAUGGUUGUUUUCCAUGCCAUUCAUUUCCUGAGCAUAAUUGCCCUUUGUACUGUGAUUUUUUUGGUUGUAGCAGGUUGCAACCAAGUCAAACCUAAGGUUGUAUACUCUGUUUUCUCAUCUUGAGACAAACUAGCUCAGCUUUGUUGCUUAAGCUGGAUGCUGGAAUAAUGGUAUUUACAAUUUACUGCCAUAUAUAAACUCUUAUAUUAUUGGAAAAUAGGGAGAGAGGUUAUCUGAAACCCACUUUUCCUGAGAUAAUCAUUUAAAUUAUUUUGGUUAUCCUUGAAGUCAUUGGAAGAACUCAUCCGCAUUAUGAUAUUGUAUUUGGUA
Molecule: messenger RNA, 1339 nt
Organism: Juglans regia (Persian walnut)
Lineage: Eukaryota; Viridiplantae; Streptophyta; Magnoliopsida; Fagales; Juglandaceae
Exons: 3
Coding region: 674-1006 (110 amino acids)
Source: RefSeq, a predicted model, not a curated record